Tachysurus fulvidraco (yellow catfish) is the source of this 1424-nucleotide messenger RNA. It is a transcript of the gene fsaf1, whose product is annotated as chromosome 9 C1orf131 homolog. The transcript has 7 exons. The coding region runs from base 109 to 915 and encodes 268 amino acids. The record is from RefSeq and is a predicted model, not a curated record. NCBI's taxonomy places the organism in Eukaryota, Metazoa, Chordata, Actinopteri, Siluriformes, Bagridae.
GCUGUUCGGACGGUGGCCUUGGUGAGGACGUUACGCGAAAUGCGGAAGUAUGUGUAAGGGAACACACGUGAGAAGUGUGUGUGUGUUGUGUGUCGCUGUUUAUUAAAGAUGAAGCGAACAAAAAGAGAAAGUGAAGAGGGUUUCGAUGUGGAUCAGGACGUUUUAGAUCGGAUACUGAACAAGCUGUACGAUUUGGGAGAUGAAGCAGGUGACAAAAGAUCAAAGAAAAAGCACAAUAAAAGGAGACGGUCGAAGCAGGAGGAAGAAGAGGGGGACGUGACGGCGGAGGAAGACAACGUAGAGAAGCUCGACCGUGAAAAGGACGACGCAAACGUGAGUCACGUGACCGAAGCCGCCGGCGACGAAACCCCUGCGUCGACGUCGUCCGACUCCAGGGGUCUAGAACGGAAAGCAUCGGACGUGGAGAUCGUUAUAUUUCAGGAUCCACGGAAGAAGAACAAAUUAAAACGAGCUCCUGAGACAGAAACUAAACCAGCUGAAGUAAAGGAGAAGAAGAAAAAGGAGCCUGAUGUUCUAACCAUGGAAAAGGCUCGGCUGGACGUCCACCGCUUCGGUAUAACAGGAUUCCAGAAGCAAGAGCAGAGAGUUUUCGAGCAGGACCGAGCCAUCAUGCUGGGAGCCAGGCCUCCGAAGAAGAACUACAUCAAUUAUAAAGCGUUUCAGCAAACGAUAAAGGAGAAGAAGUUGAAAGAAAAGGAGGAGGAGGCCAAGGCUGACACACAGAAAAAGAAGAAGAAAUCAUCUGGAAAGCAAAAGAACGUGAAACAGCAGUCCGGUUCCUCCGGAGCACAAGCGAUCGGACACGUGGGCCGCUUUAAGGACGGCAUGUUGGUGCUGAGCUCCAAGGACAUUCAGAAGCUAAACAGCAAAGUGAAAGUGAGAGUGAGAAAGUGAGAGAGAGAGAGUGAGAGAGAGAGUGAGAGAGAGAGAGAGAGAGAGAAUGAGUGUGUGUGAGAGAGAGAGAGAGAAUGAGUGUGUGUGUGAGAGAGAGAGGCAGAGAGAACAAGCAUGUGAGAGAGAGGGAGAGAGAGAAUGAGUGUGUGUGUGAGAGAAAGAGAGAGAGAACAUGAACAUGUGAGAGAGAGAAAGUGUGUGUGUGUGUGAGAGAGAGAGAGACAGAGAACAAGCGUGUGUGAGAGAGAGCAUGAGUGACAGAUUGAGAGAGAGAGCGAGAGAGAGAAUGAGUGACAGAUUGAGAGAGAGAGAAUGAGCGAGUGAGUAAGAGAGAGAGAGAGAAAUUUUGCUGCUUAAUCAGGAUUCCACCCAAAUCUCCACCACUGCGACCUUCACCUGUCACUGAAGUCCAUGCAGAGCAGUGCAUUCUGGGUAAAAGUGAAGAAAUGUUGUAAUAGAAAUCCACUGAUCCUUUUUGUUGUCGUAUUAAAAUAUUGACCAUAUAAUUA